GAUUAUAAGAGAAGGUCAAUCUUGUUCGUCUCUUGUGCCCUCGAUUGUGCCCAGUGUCACCGACCAGACAAGCGGGGGUUGCGGUAUUUAUCAGCCCAGGCCCCUGUUAGCAUCUCAUCUAGCCCUAUGCACAUCCACAUCCUGCGCAACGCUGGCCCGUUGAUCCUUGUUCGUUGCGGGUCAGCCCAGCAAAGCAGCGCCUGGUUGGCUCGAAUGCUGAUUUGAUUUGAUUUAGAUUCCAUCACAGCUCCGAUUGCCAGGUGCUGUGGAGUCCUUCUGAUGCCCGCCCAGAUCGCAUCGAGUCCAGAUCGUGGCCCAUGUGGGCAUCGACUCUUCCACAGGCGGAUUCUGCCGAGGCGCGAGCAGCACAAAAGUCUUUUCCCUCUUUUUCUCUUUGGCCCUCUUGUUCGAUGGCUUCUUGUCCUAGGCCGCCGGACCGUUGUCUUGAAAUGGGUUAGAUGGCUCGGUUCGUCGUGGGACUAUUGCCCUCGGCUGCGUCGAUACACCCAUGGUAGAGACGGCAUACGCCUUGUGCAAGCAAGCAUGGAUGGUGGUGGUACGCAGAUUUGUGUAGUCGAGUCCUGCUAAUGCAUGCGGGUUCAUACGCGGACUUGGCCUGGCAAUCUUUCUCCAUCCAUCCAUGCUGCGCUCGAGGCCGCCUUUGGUCCCGGACCCGUGGCUGCGGCCUUUCUCUCCCAUGUGCUUAGCCGAAGCGUUGUCGACAGACUCUCCUCGGCUGGUGUCUUGAGUCUGUGAUGCUUGGAUCUAGGAAUAUGCCUCUCGUUUGAUCAACUGCUUUUCUUUUUCUUUUUCUUCCUUGCCGACGUCGAAGUCAUCGGUA
Messenger RNA from Trichoderma harzianum CBS 226.95, 841 nucleotides. RefSeq lists its product as hypothetical. The coding region runs from base 280 to 588 and encodes 102 amino acids. Lineage: Eukaryota; Fungi; Ascomycota; Sordariomycetes; Hypocreales; Hypocreaceae. The transcript is spliced from 3 exons. The record is from RefSeq and is a predicted model, not a curated record.